GGAUCACCUCACCCCCCUCUCAUUCCCGCCCUCCAAAUAGCCCUCUCCCCCUCCUCCCCGUCCAAACAGCCAUGUCUAGGUCCCAGUUCUUGAGGGAGUACAAGCUCGUCGUCGUCGGCGGUGGUGGUGUCGGCAAGUCCGCACUCACUAUCCAGUUCAUCCAGAGUCACUUCGUGGACGAGUAUGAUCCUACUAUCGAAGAUUCGUACCGUAAGCAGUGCGUGAUUGACGAUGAGGUCGCGCUCCUUGAUGUCCUGGAUACCGCUGGCCAAGAGGAAUAUGGUGCGAUGCGCGAGCAAUACAUGCGCACGGGAGAGGGCUUCCUCCUGGUCUACUCCAUCACUUCGCGCAACUCGUUCGAGGAAAUCAGCACCUUCCAUCAGCAGAUCCUCCGCGUGAAGGACCAGGACUCGUUCCCUGUUAUCGUCGUUGCAAACAAGUGCGAUUUGGAGUACGAGCGGCAGGUGGGCAUGAACGAGGGUCGCGAUCUUGCGAAGCACUUCGGCUGCAAGUUCAUCGAGACCUCGGCCAAGAACCGCAUUAACGUCGACGAGGCUUUCAGCCAGCUCGUCCGGGAGAUUCGGAAGUACAACAAGGAGCAACAAACGGGCCGUCCCGGCGUGCAACAACCCGGCGCACCCAGUGCCCCCGGCGUGUAUGGCAAUGAGAAGGGACACCCAGACGACGGCGCGGGUGGAUGCUGUGGCUGCGUUGUCGCGUAACGGUCCUGUCUCGCCACUGUCUUUCUUCCACCCUUCAUCGUUCACCUUCUCGGAUUGGGUCUUCCCUGCGUUACCCCACAUUUCCUGCCCUGCCGCCGUGCCCUAACAUUGCCGCCGCCGCCGUCGUCCUAGCCACCAUAGGUUCCCCCGGAUAUCAACAUCUCAUCGCCAUCUGCUGUUCUGUUCUAUGUAUUCGUUACUCUUUUUUCUUUCCUCUCGUAGCUCCGUCCUCCGCGUCCCGGCUUCGCUAUCGUCUGAUCGCCAUACCUUGUGCCUAGUUCGCGCGCUCCGUGCACGUUUCUGUUUGACUAUCGGCAUUUUCUGUCCCUACUCGUUGGUCACGAAUCA
Trametes versicolor FP-101664 SS1 is the source of this 1070-nucleotide messenger RNA. RefSeq names its product ras protein. NCBI's taxonomy places the organism in Eukaryota, Fungi, Basidiomycota, Agaricomycetes, Polyporales, Polyporaceae. The transcript has 7 exons. Gene Ontology annotation, biological process: signal transduction. Gene Ontology annotation, cellular component: plasma membrane. Bases 72 to 722 code for a protein of 216 amino acids. The record is from RefSeq and is a predicted model, not a curated record. Gene Ontology annotation, molecular function: GDP binding; GTP binding; GTPase activity.